Galleria mellonella (greater wax moth) is the source of this 3045-nucleotide messenger RNA. Its product is annotated as lachesin-like. Bases 554 to 1498 code for a protein of 314 amino acids. The record is from RefSeq and is a predicted model, not a curated record. Gene Ontology annotation, cellular component: neuron projection membrane. The transcript has 9 exons. NCBI's taxonomy places the organism in Eukaryota, Metazoa, Arthropoda, Insecta, Lepidoptera, Pyralidae. Gene Ontology annotation, biological process: synapse organization.
CCGGGCCGGCCGCGGCGAGCGCACGUGUGGUGCGCCAUGCCCCCCCGCCAACCCCGCGAUCCCCGUCGAUUCGCGCGUGAACGUGCCCUGUGACCGCAGUGAGUGCUCUAUGUGGACGCCCGCGACUUCCGCAGCCGAAGCGCGCGGCGGCGCGAUGACCGCGCGGCCUUGCCGCCCGCACUGACGGAUGCGAUUUAUCGCUCUUACGAAUUUUGUAACCAGCGAGUUUCAGUGUUGACUGCCUCCGAAGUGAUAGAACGUACCGCCGGCGAAAUCCGGAAGUCACUCGAUCGCUGUGCAUUCAGAGCGAACCUUGUACAUUUUAGAUAGAAUUUUAAAAGUAAUUAGAAGAAAGUGAGAGGUUUCUAAGUGUAUUCGAAUACUUGUAGCGUUGCGGAGCGCUGUGAACUUGUCGGUCGGAUGUUUUCAAGCAGGCAUGGAUAUUAUUUGCGGGAAGUUUUCAUGACAAUCUAGUGUAAAGAAACAUCAAAUUCGGGUCAUUUUACAACGUGUGAGAGUGGGCGUGCGCGGUCGCGUGCGCGCGCGUGCUACCAUGUGCGCGUGCCCGUGGCGCCUGCACGUGUUCACCGCUGUCCUCGUCCUCGCAGCACAUCUCAUUAAAGUGCUGUCGUGCGGCGAGGCCGGCGGGGGCGCGCGGCUCGCCAAGCGCUACGUGGGGCUCUACACGGGGCCCUACUUCGACCCCUCCGCGCCCAACAACAUCACCACGCAGCUCGGCACCCACGCCUACCUGCCCUGCAAGGUGCGCCAGUUAAGCAACAAGUCAGUGUCGUGGAUCCGGCGCCGCGACGCGCACAUCCUCACCGUGGACCGGUUCACCUUCAUCGCGGACGAGCGCUUCCAGGCGUUCCUCGUCGAAGCCACCGACACUUGGACUCUGCAGGUGAAGUACGUGCAGGCGCGCGACGCCGGCGUGUACGAGUGCCAGGUCGGCACCGAACCCAAGAUGAGCCACUUCGUGCAGCUCAACGUUGUUGUGCCAAAGAUCGAGAUCGUGGGCGAGUCGGACCUGUACGUGAAGGCGGGCAGCACUGUGAGCCUCAAGUGCGUGAUCACGCAGGCGCUCGAGGAGCCCGCCUACAUCUUCUGGUACCACAACGACGAGCGCGUGCUCAACUACGACAAGAGCCUCGUCGAGAUACGCAUGGAGCGCGUCGCGCCCGACACCACCGUGGGCAACCUGAUCAUCUACAGCCCGCGGCGCGAGGACUCCGGCAACUACUCGUGCUCCCCCUCCAACCUCGACUCCGCCUCCGUGGUGCUGCACGUGCUCAGCGGCGAGCAGCCGGCGGCCAUGCAGCACGGCAACGGCGCCGUGCAGCUCGGCUCGCCGCUGGGCGCGCUGCUGUGCGCCGCGCUCGGCGGGGCGCUCGGCGCGCCGGCGCCCCCCGCGCGCCCCCUGCUCAGGCUGCUCGCACUCGUCGCCGUCACGCUGCUCUUUCCAGUGCUGUGCCACGACGAGGACGAGCCUAAAUAGCGGAGUGCCCCAGCCUGGGCGGCGGCCGCGCCGCCCCACUGACAUUGCGCGAGUGCCCAGUGAACCGUGACGCUUGUGAUGUUGUGUUGCUCGCCUGCUGUGUUCGCGGACACGCUCGCGAGCCGGCCCGAGCCGCGGCGGGACCUCGCCCCGCGCUACGUCCAACAAACACUACGCAUACGAUGCGCAGUGAAUUAAAUUUAAAUGUAUUGUAAAUUUUCAAAUACCUAUAUUGAUUAGAUAAUACGAACGAUAUGCGAUGUGAUACGAUGUGAACAAUGUAAUAUUGUAAAGGAGGAGUAACGAAAUUAUUUGUAUCGGUACUAAAGUUUAUAUUAUUAUGGGAAACAAACUAUGUACAUAGAGGGCCGGCACGAGCGACCGUCGUCGCGUGGCCGCGUGGCCGCGUCGCCGGCGGCCGUUCGCAGCGGCCGACGUUGUAAACUUGUACAUAUUACUAUUAAAUUAUCACUAUUAAUUGAAUAUACCGCACCGCGGUGGCGGCGGGCCCGCGGCGCGGCGCCGGCGUCUGCGUGCGGGCGCGGCGGGCCCGCGGCCACCGCGCGGAGCUUUGCUCGAAUACUCUAUAGCGACAUCGAAAUUACUUAAACCGUUCGAGUCCUAAGGACGUCGUAUUUUCAUGAUUUGUUAAACAGUACAAAUAUUGAAGGGAAUUGCGUACCGUCACAAGAAAACUACUACAUAUGGAGUGCAAUAAGUUUAUUAGGGGAGAGCUAUUGGAUAAACCGCAGCGCGGCACCGCAUCUAUGCUUCCGAGAGCGACCACGCAGUCGGUGUAAUUAGAUUUUAAUUUCAUUCUGUAUUGUGUUUAAGUUAUUAAUACAACUGGCGUUGAAUGUAACGGAUACGAAUGCUUUCGAUUUGACAUUCUGUCAUUAGAACAUUUUUCUUACAUCACAUAAUGUUUUCUAAUAUAGAAAAAUAUAUAAAAUUUAAUAUAUUAUUCUUUGUCUUUGUCUCGAUAUUAUUUAAAAAAGUAUAAAGUAUAAAUAUUAUAAAAUUUUACACAAAGUAAGUUAAAAAAUACCCAAAUUACUUUGUGUAAAAUUUUAUAAUAUUUGAAUUUAAACUCUAAGGUUAAAUAAGAUACCAUGAAAUGUGGACUGACAACGGAGGAGAGAGCCAAACAGACAUAACAAAAUUUUAAGAGAUUACAAAUUCAAAAUAUGCGUGUAAAAUUAAAGUAAUUUGCCAAAAAAUUAUGCUUGUUUUAAAUAAUUAUUACUUAUGAUUCGAAUAUUGUAAAAAGUUUCAGUACUCUAUAGUCUAUAUGUCGCCACAUCUCGGGUUAAUUAGGUUUGUUAGCAAGCUCUUGGUCACGAAAUUGUUUAUCUAAUGGUAUUUGUCAAUGGUAAGCUAGGAUUCAAUGCACAAUAUCCUAAGUAUUUCAAAUUGGCUGGGAUGAACGUCUUACUCUAUCAGUUCAUAAACUAUUACAAAGCUUAUUUCAAUGUCUAGAAACGAACAAAAUAUAUUUCAAUAUAUCUUUAUUAAUUACAAUGGUGCUUUAGGUAAUAUUUUCUAAC